Mus caroli (Ryukyu mouse) is the source of this 223-nucleotide messenger RNA. Its product is annotated as large ribosomal subunit protein uL29. Gene Ontology annotation, biological process: translation; maturation of LSU-rRNA from tricistronic rRNA transcript (SSU-rRNA, 5.8S rRNA, LSU-rRNA). The record is from RefSeq and is a predicted model, not a curated record. Gene Ontology annotation, molecular function: structural constituent of ribosome; mRNA binding. NCBI's taxonomy places the organism in Eukaryota, Metazoa, Chordata, Mammalia, Rodentia, Muridae. Gene Ontology annotation, cellular component: cytosolic large ribosomal subunit; ribosome.
UUCAGCCGUGAACAACGCCGAAAUGGCCAAGAUUAAGGCUCGGGACCUGCGCGGCAAGAAGAAGGAGGAGCUGUUGAAACAACUGGAUGAUCUGAAGGUGGAAUUGUCCCAGCUUCGGGUCGCCAAAGUGACAGGCGGCGCCGCGUCCAAGCUCUCCAAGAUACGAGUCGUUCGCAAAUCUAUCGCCCGAGUCCUCACUGUUAUUAACCAGACUCAAAAAGAA